This is a messenger RNA of Rotaria socialis, 4427 nucleotides long. NCBI's taxonomy places the organism in Eukaryota, Metazoa, Rotifera, Eurotatoria, Philodinida, Philodinidae. The record is from the annotation of a GenBank genome assembly.
GCGCUUAAAAAACACCCGGGUAGUCAGACCGUUUAUUCAAUUUUAAAAAAACGCGGUUUUCAGCGGUUUUUUUAGAGACGCCUAAAAGGUCUGACUCCCGCGUUUUCCAAAUACCGCUUGAAACCGCGGUUUUGAAUACCGCGGUUUACCGCGUUUUUUUAGUGAAAUUUUUUCCGUGGGUAGUGAUUGAGAUAAAUAGUGAUCUUAUUUUUUACACAUCAAUUACGACAUUCCUUCAUAUUAAAAAUAUUGUUUUGAGAAUUUCCAAUUUUCAUAUAGUAUACAAUAACGAUUGCUAAUCUUACCUUUUUUUUCGUAUUUGAAGCCAGUAUAGUAUAGUCGCUAUUUUUCCUUCCGUUCUUCUCUGUCCGGAGUAUUCAUUCCUUGUGAUACUACGUGACAGUGACUCAUACUCAUUUUCUUAAUAAUGUUAAUGAGCAAUAGAGGCAAUAAGCCUCAUCAAUUUAGUACCACGAUUAGUGAUCAGGAGGAAAAUCCUGAUUCAAGAAUCGAUUCACCAACAACAAACCAACAGCAAUCAAAACGAAACGUUUCAAAAAAGGUCAAAGGAAGGCGAUGACUCAUUCGAACUCGAACAUCGUAUGGUCAACGUACGUAACCAAUACUUCAACAACAGUGAUUUUCGUCAAGCUCCAUACACAACGACAGCUGGUUCUACAAAGAAUGUUUCGAAUCCAACAGCUCGUCGUCCGUCGUUUCCACCAUUUCGUAUUACUUUUACUGCCGAUGAAACACCAUCAGAAUUAUCAAUUAUUAAAGACAUCAACAAGCACUGCCGCAUCAGUCUUUCUUAUGGACGUUAUGCUGCAGCAGGACGUAAUAAAAGUUUUCUUCUAUAUGUAAAUACAAGUGAACAAUUCGAUCGCUUAAUGGAUAAAAAUAUAUGGUCGAUGCAGAUAUGUUCUCUUGAUUGUUCAAUCGAUUUGCCCUCUAAAGUUCCUUCUUCUUAUUCUAUUGUAGCAAUAGGUGUUCCUGCACAAUGGAAUCUAGCUGAAUUUGAAUUAGACAUUAAAAAGCAUUAUCCGACAAUCAUCAAAAUUGAACGUCUUUAUGUUAAUGGUGGUAUUCCAAUUUCAAAAUAUCACCUCAUCUAUCAACAACAAAACAAAAAAAAACAACAAACUUUUUCUUCAUCCGUUUGGGCAACAAAGGAACAUCAACGUGAUCUACCUGGUCUUACAUCUAAUUCAAUUGAAACCGUUCAAGCACGUGUUGAUACAAGUGCGUUCUUAGAUAUCUCGAAGAAACUUGAUUUACUCAUGAUCAAAAUUGAACAUCUUACAUCUGAACAAACAAAGAUGAAUUCAAGUAUAAACCACGCAAAUCAACUUAUAAAUUCAUGUAAUAAACAAAUCAAUGAAACAAAAGAAUUUCUUAUGAACAGACUUCGUUCUUUUGUUUGUGAACUGAGUGAUGCAUUUCUCGGAAAAAAUAAACAACAACAAAAUCAAUUGUUUUUAGCUCACGAUCACAUGUUUCAUUGCCAAAUUCUUCAUCUAAUGAAUCCAUCAGCAAUAACAUUUAAACCAAAUCAAAAGAAAUCCUAUCCAAUCCUAGCCGAUCUAUUGACAAAAGCCGAAUUAAAUAUCUUUCAAGACUUAUUACACGAAUGGACAGAUACCCCCACACUUGAUCUUCUACUUGAUAAUUGGUCAAAUCAUCGUGAUAAAGCUGAUUCUAUGAUGAUUAUAAAACAAAACGUUUCUCUUCUUCUUCUUAAUGUUUCUAGUUUGAACCGGUACUUUAUCGAUGCCAUUAAUUUAGUCGAUUCUAUGCAACCACCAAUUGUAGUAUUAAAUGGUACACAUCAUGAUGAAAACUCCGUUAAACAAUUUAUUUCUCAUUUCUUCAAUUUCAAUGUUUUCUCAAUGAAAGGAUCGAAUGUAUUUGGUGGAGUUUUGAUUGCAGUACACAAAUCAAUUCGUUCUCAACGCGUAGCUAAAUUCAAUAACUUACCAAAUAUUAUCGUACUCGAAAUCGGAUCGGAUACCGACAUGUUUCAAUUAGUUACAUGUUAUUCUCCACCUGCCGAAUCAAUUCCUCUCGAUUUAUUCGAUCGUUUACUUCAACAUAAUCCAAAUUCUAUAUUCACCGGUGAUUUGAAUGCCAAACAUAGUUCUUGGUCUAAAUCAAUCGAAAAUCGAAAAGGACGAGCAUUAUUCAAUUGGUUAUCAUCAUCGCAAGCACAUACUUCUCUCGAAAUCAUCAACAAAUACGUACCUACCUCAACUCGAUCAACUGCAACAAUCGAUAUCAUCAUUGCACCCACGCAUAUGUCAUCUAAAUCUUUCUCGGUUCUGGCAACCAUCGGAAAUGAUCAUCAUCCAGUUCUAUGGCACCCAUCAUUUAAAAUGUCAUCUACCGUUCACUACUAUCCUAUCAAGCGAACUCGUUGGAACCUACUUGAAGUUUUUCUUACGUGCACAGGAUUAUAUUGGCACAAGUUAGCUACUUCAAUGUCGCAUUCGGUGGCUUUUUUCGUAUUAUACGAACGUUUUCUUUCGUUAUGCGUAUCGCGUCUUACCACCAUCACCUUUCGCAAAACAAUCAGACCUUCUCUACCACCACAUAUAGUUGUUAUGAUUGAUCAAAAACGUCGUUAUCUAAAAUCAUUUCGACAAACCCGACAUCCUUAUUUUGCUCGGGUCUUACGGGAUAUGGCAAAAUUGAUACAAAAGCAGCUUUUUCUCCACAAAAGAAAAUCAUGGCUAGCCUACUGUAAUUCGUUGAAUGAUUGUGAUACAACAGCUUUUUGGAAAAAAGCAAAACGUCACUUCAUUUCCAAGUCUGCACCAAUAGAAGGCUUUAUCGCUAACAAUGAAAUCGCCUCUUCGCCAAUGCAUAUGUGCACAAUUGCCAAAUUAUAUUAUGAAGAACAAUUUUCCAGCCAUCAAUUUAUGCAGUCAGAAACAGAGAUUGAAGCUAAUAAUGCUGAUAUUGAAAUUGAAGAAGCCUUGAGGAAUAAACCACCUAUUCCAAUACAAAUUACUUAUCAACACCUUCGUCGUUCAGUUGCUUCUUUGAAAAACAAAAACUCGACCGGUAUUGAUGGGAUAUCAAAUCGAAUAAUAAAAUUACUACCUCCAAAUCAUCUCUCUAUAAUUCUCUCAUGCUUGAACAACUUUGCAGUUAUGUUGCAAACGCCGUCGCAUUGGCAUGUUGCCAAAAUGAUUCUUCUAUCGAAAAAAAAAUCAAAAUGGAUAAAUGAACAAGGCAUUCUACCUGCUGAGCAAACUGGUUUUCGUCCAGGACAUAAUAUGGCCGUUCGAAUUGUUGCUAUUAUAGAUCAAAUAGGACAAAGCUUGGCAAAGAACACGGCAGCUGCUGCACUCUUCGUCGACUUCCGUACAGCUUUCAAUCAAAUUUGGUUCAAUGGUUUAUGGUUAAAGCUAUCUAAUUUACAAUGUCCAUUAUAUCUAAUCGCAUGGCUUCGUCAUUAUUUAAGCGGAAGAAAAGCAUAUAUUAAUAUCAAAAGCACAUCGUCGACCAUGCUCAAUCUCUCUAAAGGUGUUCCUCAAGGUAGCUGUAUCGGACCAGUGCUCUUCAUAAUUUAUCAUCAUGAUAUUCUUGAAGCACUAUCAACUAUUCAUUGGAAACACUUAUUUGCUGACGAUCUUGCAGUUUUAUUUUCACCAUCUCCAUAUACGUCCUCAUCACAAAUGAUAAACACACUAACGGAACAAAUAAAACAUGUACUUCUUCGCCUAAUUAAAUACUCAAUCAAAUGGAAGCAACCAAUAAACUUCAGUAAAACGAAUUGGAUACUAUUUCAUCGUCAAGUUGUUCCACUUUUUCCAAGCAUUAUAUGUGAAGGGCACAAUAUUGAACAUGUCAAGAAAUUCAAAUAUCUUAGUACAAUAUUAGACGCUAAACUAUCAUUUACUGAACAUAUUGAUUACAUCCAAGCUAAAAUUCGCAUCAAUAUGAAUAUAUACAAACGACUAGCUUUCACUCGCAUGACGAGUGAACAAAUUAAUUAUAAACUGUAUAAUGCAUUCAUUAGACCGUACCUUCAAUCAAUACUAAAUUUUUUUCCUAUUCUUUCGCUUACUAAACAGAAACAACUUGAAGGUAUCAAUCGAAAAAUCUUUAGAUCAAUACAUCGAUGGUUCGAUGCAAGAAUUAUUGAAAUUGAAAAUCUUCCCAAAUACAAGUCUAUCUCGAAAUUAACCUACAUGCAUUGGGAUAAAUUAACACAAACAAUACUCGUAACGAAUCCAAGCGUUAUCGAAGAUUUUCUACAAAAUAAGUUAUCGAUUUUAUACCUACAUGAAUAUCUAUCUAGUCCUACGCUAGCUAAUGAAAGAAGAAAAAUAUUCGAAAGAGGGAGAAUCCGCAAAAGUAUUCGUAAUUUGCUGACUGAAGAUCAUCUAUCUCUAUUUGACCACAUUUUAUGUUAUCACUAA